UAUAAACUCCAUUUCUUCACUCCCAAAUUUCCACUCAAAAUCUUCUUCUUCUUCAAAUUUCAUCCGCCAUUAAUGGCUUCCAUGGACGACGCUUCCACUUUAGAUCUCAUCAGCCAACAUCUCCUCAACGAUUUCAACUCCAUUGAAGCUUUCACUUCAAGUCUCAACUUCAACAACAAUGGAGUAAAGCCUCAAAUCUCCGCCGCCCCUUUAAAGGUUAGUCCCCGGCGGCCGUCGCUAAACGUGGCGAUUCCGCCCAAGAUUUACUCUGUUGAACCCAAAUCCGAUGUGGGUAUGAGCCGGCAUUACAGGGGAGUACGCCGGCGGCCGUGGGGGAAAUUCGCGGCGGAGAUUCGAGACCCCAAUAAACGUGGAGCUCGUGUUUGGCUUGGGACUUAUGAUACCGCCAUUGAAGCUGCGAAAGCUUAUGACAGAGCUGCUUUCAAGAUGAGGGGAAGUAAAGCGAUUUUGAAUUUUCCUCUUGAAGCUGGAAAAGAGGUGGAAGAGCCGCCGUUGAAGGCGGAGGUUGGCCGGAAAAGGAGGAGAGAAAAUGAGGCUGUGGAAUUAGGGAACAAGACGGUGAAGAAAGAAGAGUCGCCGGAAACAACAGAGAAAGAAAUUCCGGCGAGCGUUUGUCCGUUGACGCCGUCAUGUUGGGCGACGGUUUGGGAUUGUGAUAUGAAUGGGAUUUUUAGCGUGCCGCCGUUAUCGCCGUUAAUGGGAUAUCCUCAAUGCACAGUCAUAUAAUUAAAAAAAUAAUAAUAAUUUAAAAAAAAAAACUUGUAAAA
Molecule: messenger RNA, 788 nt
Organism: Cucurbita pepo subsp. pepo (vegetable marrow)
Lineage: Eukaryota; Viridiplantae; Streptophyta; Magnoliopsida; Cucurbitales; Cucurbitaceae
Product: ethylene-responsive transcription factor ERF105
Biological process (GO): ethylene-activated signaling pathway; regulation of DNA-templated transcription
Molecular function (GO): DNA binding; DNA-binding transcription factor activity
Source: RefSeq, a predicted model, not a curated record